GAGAGUUGACUGUCGAGUGUCACCCCGAGGUUCCUGGCAGUCCGGGUAGGGGCCAACACAGAGCUGUUGAAGAGCUUCACCUUGAGGUCAUUGCAGCGUGACGCGGCUCAACGAGGACACGCCCACACAGAGAUGAAGACCCGUCAAAAGUCCUGGAGGAACCGGGAGGAACCGGGAGGAACCGGGAGGAACCGGCUCCGUUCUCCUGCUGCCCAGUCGGCGCGUGGAGCCUCUCGGGACUCUUGCUGCUCCACGAUGAGGACGGAGUCCAGGAUAAUCUGGUGGCUCCGAUGGACUGUGACCGUGAUUGCUGCCUUGCUGCUGGGCUUCGUCAUAGGCUGGUCUGCGAACCACAAGCGGCUGCAACCAAACGCUGUGGACAAAAGUACUUCUAGCAAAUAUUUGAAGGAACUCCUGCGGGGAAUGCAGCCGGACCAGAUCAGACGAAACCUUUGGAAGUUCACCCGCCUCCCCCACCUGGCCGGCACAGAGCAGAAUCUGAGAUACGCGGAGCAGAUCGGGGAAGAGUGGCUGGAGUUCGGCCUGGACUCGGUGGAGCUGGUGCCCUACGACGUGCUGCUGUCCUACCCCAACCAAUCACAGCCCAACUACAUCUCCAUCGUGGACCGGUUCGGCGGCGAGGUUUUCAACACAUCGUUGGCCGAGCCCGUUCCAGAGGGUUAUGAACAUGUUUCUGACAUCGUGCCUCCAUACAGCGCCUUCUCUGCCAAAGGCCAACCUGAGGGGGAUCUGGUGUACGUGAACUACGGCCGGACAGAAGACUUCUCCCAGCUGAAGGAGGAGAUGGGCGUCAACGCCACCGGGAAGAUCGUCAUCGUCAGAUACGGGAAAAUAUUCAGAGGCAACAAGGUGACUAACGCCAUGUCCGCCGGAGCAAAGGGGGUCAUCAUGUUCUCAGACCCAGACGACUACUGUGCUGCUGGGGUCCAGACCUACCCUGAUGGGUGGAACCUACCCGGCGGAGGAGCUCAGAGAGGAAAUGUUCUGAACCUCAACGGAGCCGGAGACCCACUCACACCCGGGUACCCGGCUAAGGAAUACACCUACAGGUCCAGCAUUGAGAAAGGGGCGGGCCUUCCCAAGAUUCCUGUGCAUCCGAUUGGCUACCACGAUGCCGUUCACCUGCUGAAGAACAUGGGAGGACCGACGCCACCCAACAACUGGAAGGGAACUCUGGAUGUUCCCUACAGGAUCGGCCCGGGCUUCACGGGGGACUUCAAGAGCCAGAAGGUGCGUAUGAACCUCCACACCAACAACCAGGUGACCCGGAUCCACAAUGUCAUCGGCAGGAUCAGAGGAGCUCUGGAACCAGACAGGUAUGUGAUUCUGGGAGGCCACCGGGAUGCCUGGGUGUUUGGAGCCAUCGACCCCAUGUCUGGUGUUGCCGUGGUCCAUGAAAUCGUCAGGAACUUUGGCUUGCUGCUACGUAAAGGCUGGAGGCCGAGGAGGACCAUCAUAUUUGCCAGCUGGGAUGCAGAGGAGUUUGGACUGCAGGGGUCUACAGAAUGGGCAGAGGAUAACGCCAAGCUGCUGCAGGAGAGGGCCGUGGCCUAUAUCAACGCCGACUCGGCGAUUGAGGGCAUGUACACACUGAGGGUGGACUGCACUCCGUCUCUACACACGUUGGUGUACGACCUCACGAAGCAGAUCGCGAGUCCAGAAGAAGGAGAGGAAGACAUUUCCCUGUACGACAGCUGGCACAAGAGGGACAACUGGACUGAUGACCGCGACGCACCGAGUCCCCUGUGCUGCAGGAUCAGUAAACUGGGGUCAGGCAGUGACUUUGAGGCCUAUUUCAUCCGUCUGGGAGUCGCUGCAGCCAGAGCCAGGUACACCAAGAACAAGGAGACGGAGCGCUACAGCAGUUACCCCGUCUACCACACGGGGUACGAGACCUUCGAGUUGGUGGAGAAGUUCUACGACCCCACCUUCAAGAGGCUGCGCGCGGUGGCCCAGGUGAGGGCGGGGCUUAUCUUCCAAUUGGCCGAUUCCCAGCUGCUCCCCCUCGACGCCGAGCAGUACGCGGCGUCGCUGGAGAAGUACGCGCUGAGCAUCGCCCGGCUGGCUCAGAGGAGCCCGGAGCAGCUGGCGGCCUCCGGGGCGUCGUUCGACGCUUUGUUUUCUGCUGUGAACAACUUCACCGCCGCGGCGAGAGGUUUCCACGAGCGCCCGCUGCGCCGAGACGAUCCUCUGGAGCUCCGAGCCGUGAAUGAUCAGCUCAUGUACCUGGAGAGAGCCUUCAUCGACCCCAUGGGCUUACCUGGAAGACCCUUCUACAGGCAUGUGAUUUUCGCUCCCAGCAGCCAGAAUAAGUACGCCGGCAUGGCGUUCCCCGGGAUCUACGACGCGUUGUUCGACAUCAAGAACUCGGCGGAUCCUCCGGCGGCCUGGGAGGAAGUCAAGCGCCAGAUCAGCAUCGCGGCGUUCACCGUGCACGCCGCGGCCAUGACGCUGACGCCCCCUGCAUGAAGCCACGACGCCAUGACGCUGACGCCCCCUGCAUGAAGCCACGACGCCGCGACGCCAUGACGCUGACGCCCCCUGCAUGAAGCCACGACGCCGCGACGCCAUGACGCUGACGCCCCCUGCAUGAAGCCACGACGCUGACGCCACCUACAUGAUGCUAACGCCACGACGCUGACGCCAUGUGAUUGAGCAACAAAUGAAAUUAUUGUAUUUAACUAUUCUGAUGUUUUCAACAGUACAUUACAAAUAUACUAUUAAAAAAUUUAUAUUUUUUGCAAAUACAUAAAAAGUACAGAAGUCACGCGUUCACUGUAGAAAUACAACUUUUAACACUUUAUAAUAAUUGUACCGCCGUGAACUUCCAAGAUGCAUAUAAGAAAAGUGUAAGUUCUGUAUUUAAAUACUUCUGUGAACUUUG
Messenger RNA from Pseudoliparis swirei, 2905 nucleotides. RefSeq names its product N-acetylated alpha-linked acidic dipeptidase 2 (gene naalad2). Lineage: Eukaryota; Metazoa; Chordata; Actinopteri; Perciformes; Liparidae. Gene Ontology annotation, molecular function: carboxypeptidase activity. The record is from RefSeq and is a predicted model, not a curated record. The transcript is spliced from 22 exons. Bases 133 to 2490 code for a protein of 785 amino acids.